Dicentrarchus labrax (European seabass) is the source of this 4284-nucleotide messenger RNA. It is a transcript of the gene trim35-12, whose product is annotated as tripartite motif containing 35-12. The record is from RefSeq and is a predicted model, not a curated record. The coding region runs from base 1007 to 2740 and encodes 577 amino acids. Gene Ontology annotation, molecular function: zinc ion binding; protein binding; ubiquitin-protein transferase activity. Gene Ontology annotation, biological process: protein ubiquitination. The transcript has 7 exons. Lineage: Eukaryota; Metazoa; Chordata; Actinopteri; Moronidae.
AAGUAAAGAGAGACUUUUUCCAGCAUUCGCAGACACCGUCCCUGGGGGCAUGUGUUUGUGUUUGCUUCUCACUCCUGUGUCCUCCUGAAAUAUACAUGACAUUUAACUAGACAGUGAAAUCCCUUUGAGUGGCAGCAGGCCAUCAGAGGUAAUGUAAUAAGAUACACUUUGGUGAACUUGAUAGUGCUGGUCAAGCUCAAUGGGGUUACCUACAGGCCUCGUGUUAAAAUCCAGGAAGAUUUGUCCCAGUUUGACACUUACAGGAGCAAUAUGAAAAUAAUUUAGUUAAUAAAAAAUUAAAAUAAUAUGAAGAAAUAACAGAUUUUUAUGUUAUAUGAUGGAUGUCUAUGUGUUGUGUUGCAGAGAGAUCCACAGAAUUUAGCAUGCUAAUUAGCUAAUCCCUGCCUGUCCUGUCUCGUAAUACCACUUUGUACCUCAAGAGUUCAUAGUGAGUGAAUAGCGUCCAGUCUGCCCUCAGUCCAACAAUACUGAGGUAGUUUUUUUUGCCCGGUUUGGCUCCCUGCACCCUGAGGCUGACCCCACCCGAGCCCCUGCUCAGGCCUCUGUAGGAUGCCUGACUUCCCUCCCGCUCCUCUCAUACUUGACGCCUCUCCUGUCCCCGCCUAGCGUCGUGUCUUUGUGCCACGGAGUCCUGGUUGGAUCCACUAUAAAUCACCUUGGUAUUAUAUUCCCUCCAAUCUGGCCGUGUUCACUGGGAGGUUGCUGAGCCCGGUUCUGGCCCUAACUUUACCAGCAAUUAACGGUUACGUUCUCAUUUUCUGCACCCUGUUUGUUUGGAUUAUGAAUUCAACAGGUUGCUAUUUCUUAUAUUGCUCCCUUUAAAACCAUUUACUGUAUAUUAAAUGAUUAAAACAGCUGUCCUGACUUCUGUUUCCCUUCCAACAUCACCUCUGUCCUACUACAAUACCCCCUGCAUUUACUGUUCUUUUCACUCAAAAUAGAUUAAAAGCUACAAGAGCACUUUGAGCAACAAUCUUGGAAAAACAUGCUUUUUGACUCAGCUGGAGUCUGCCUCGGAACCCUGGUGUGGCUGGCAGAUGAGAUUACUCUGUGGACUGUAGUCAGAGAGGAGCAGGAGGAACAGUACUUUCUGAAGCAAACAACUACAGCUAUAAAGCAGCCCCCCCACCAGGAAAAACCGACCAUGGCGCUGCGCCCACGUGCUUCCUCUCAGCCUGGAAUACUUUCCUUCUUCCAGAGUCCCAAGGUAGCUUCAGCCCUUCGACCUCGGGCUGUUUCCUCGCGGUCAGGCUCCAUGCUGGAAGAGGAGCUGUCUUGUCCCGUCUGCUGUGAGAUCUUCAAGGACCCCGUGGUGCUCAAGUGCAGCCACAGCUUCUGCCGAGCCUGUCUUCAGCAGUUCUGGAACAAGAAGAAGGCCAGGCGCGAGUGUCCCAUCUGCAGGAGGAAGUGCUCUUUGACGGAGCCCACAGUCAGCCUGGCACUGAAGAAUGUGUCCGACACCUUCCUGAGGGAGCAGGGGCGUAAGACGGGCACAGCUGGAACGUGGGCAGGGGCCGGCGAGACAGGGGAGCAAGUGGGGAUUGUGGAGGUGAAGUGCACAACACAUGGGGAAGUUCUAAAGCUCUUCUGUCUGGAUGACUUUGAAGCACUUUGCUGUGUGUGUCACACCUCCAAGAAGCACCAGGGACACAGAGUGUGUCCUUUGGACGAGGCAGCUCAGGACCUCAAGGCAGAGAUGAAGACAGAGCUGAUUCCUCUGAAGAAAAACCUGCGUUGCCUGUAUGAAGCCAAGCAGGAGUAUGAUGACACAACUGUGCACAUCAAGAACCAGACUCAGGCCACAGAGAAGCAUAUUAAAGAGGAGUUUGAGCAGCUGCGGGAGUUUCUGCAGAAGGAAGAGACGGCCCGACUGGCUGCCCUGCAGCAGGAGGAAGAGGAGAAGAAGGAGCUGGUGAAAAGGAAGUCAGAGAGCAUCACCAGUGCUAUCCUCACCUUCUCUCACGCUGUCAUUGCCAUUGAGAAUGAGAUUGCGUCCAGUGAUGCUCUCUUUCUUAAGAAUUACGCCAACACAAAGAAAAGAGCGCAGAUCCCACAGAAGGAUCCAGAAAAGGUGUCAGGUGCUCUUAUCAAUGUGGCCAAGCAUGUCAGUUCCCUCAAGUACAAUGUGUGGGAGAAGAUGAUGGAGCUGGUUCAGUACACAUCCAUCACCCUGGACCCCAACACUGCCUACUCCUGGUUGUCCCUCUCCGCAGACCUGACCAUUGUCACCAACAGCGGAUCCCUCCAGCAGCUCCCGGCCAAUCCGGAGCGUUUCGGCCACUUUGUGUUCGUGCUGGGCUCAGAGGGCUUCACCUCGGGCCGCCACGCCUGGGAGGUGGAGGUUGGAGACAAGUCGGACUGGAUGCUCGGGGUGGUCAAGGAGUCCAUCGACAGGAAAGGUCGUAUAUCGGGCUGUCCCGAGGGCGGCUUUUGGAUGAUCUCCCACUAUGAGGGCGAGUACUCGGCCAUGACGAGGCCCAGCACCACGCUGCAUGUGGAGGGAGAGCUGACCCGAGUCAGGGUGCAGCUGGACUAUGACUCCGGAGAGGUGAGCUUCUCCAACCCUAUCAGCAUGACACCCAUCUACGCCUUCAACGACUUCUUCACUGAGAAGAUGUACCCCUUCUUCUGUCCUGGAGCCAACAUCAAUGGCAAUAACCCCAAACCACUUAAGAUCUGCCCCGCUAAGGUGGCUGUGUGGAACAGCGCCACAUGGUGAUGUGAGAAAGCCUUACAAAGGACUUGAGUAUUUCAAAUUUAAGAAAUUACCCAAAUAUGAAUCAAAUCAUUUAAAGUGAUGAUGUGCAUGCUUGUGUGUAAAAUGAACACAAUACAAGCAAAGUAAUUAGAACAUAUAUUAGUUUAUUUCACUUGGGGUCAUUUAGUGAUUGACUUUUUUUUUUAUGAAGCACAAAGUGGUUGUUUAGAGCUACCAGGGGAUGGUAUGGCCCUUAUAAUCCAGGAAGCCUCCGUUUUGCUUCUCAGUCAGGGAAGUCAUCACACGAAGCAUCCCCUGCACACUCUCUGGAGCAUCGAUUUCCGCCUGUAAAAAAAAACACGGUCAACAUGAAGGCUCACACUGGAGGUCAAUUCUCCUUGCUCUAACUUAAGUUAAGGAAAAGACACUCCAAUUUUUCCACCCACAGACGAGAUGUUACAGCUGCAUUCAUACUUAAAGCGAUAAAAGUGGUUCAAAUCAAAACUGAAAUGUUGUGUGAACUUUAAAAAAAUAAAAACACACUCAAUCUUGCAUUUUCAGCCUUGACCUGGGCCACUUUUAAUCAGAAUCAGAACAACUUUAUUGAUCCCUGGGGGGGGGGAUUUGUUUGUUACAGUUGUUCCACUCAAUAGAGUAAAUAGAGAUAAUACUUAUAUUACAAAAUCUAACACAAUAUAUAGAAUAGAAAUGUAUGUAUAGGUUUAUACAUAUAAGUAAAAAAAAAAAAAAAAAAAAAAUGGAAAUAUAAAAUAAAAUAUAGUAAAAUAAUAAGAGCCUAUAUACAAAGUAAAUGUAAUGUAAACAUAUUCCACAGUAUGUGCUGAAUAUGUGCUAUAUGUGAUCCACUUCUGUGUCAAUCUAUGUCGGCAACUGAAAGCAUGGAGGACAGCUGCAAUCGGGACAGUAAAAUCUAUAAAUGCUUAUAAAUAAAACAAGGCAAUGCUGUCCAUUUUACAAGGAUUAAUAUUCUAAAGCAGUUACACAUCCUAUAAAACACUGGAGCUGUGUGUUGACUUCAGAAAGUUUAAUCAAACUGGCCUAACUGUGUAUAUCCAUCACAGUAGCUUCACAAAGCAGAAUGAGCAAGUUAGGAUGCAUGCAGCUGUGGGAAUGGUUAUGCUAUAUAACGAUGACUUGCAAAUUAUGAGUAUGAUUGAUUGAUGUAUGUCGACACACAGAUAUGUUGUCUGACUUGAUAUUCCUGCUUUGUGUGACAUAUUUGGUGUUGUUUUUUGACUUUCUGGAUUAUCACAGGUAGAUUACUCGUUCGGGCUUGUAUCAGACAUUGGACCCAUACAACACUUAAACCUAAAAACAAAAUCAGCUCUGAGAAAAACGUGUGAAGUGAAAUCCUGCAAUGUGAAUGAAGCUUGGAUUGUAAAAAAAAAAAAAAGAAAAAAGAUCUGUCACCAUGAGAACCGCUUAGUCUUCGUCUGUUGAUUGUACUGAUUUCAACAAUAACUACUGUAGUUUUUGUAGUGAAAUUAUACAACAUGAUGUUAAUAUUGUGCUUCUCAAUAAAUAAAGUGAACGUAUCAUUCGGA